Messenger RNA from Plectropomus leopardus (leopard coralgrouper), 3870 nucleotides. The record is from RefSeq and is a predicted model, not a curated record. NCBI's taxonomy places the organism in Eukaryota, Metazoa, Chordata, Actinopteri, Perciformes, Serranidae.
UUCAAGCGUGGUGUCCUGUUGCGUGAUCUCCCGCAGCUAUCCUCAGGAAAGCAAAACCAUCUCUGUUCACUGACCAUCAGCGCUGAGCGCCACAUCCAAGUGCGCUGCGCUGUGUUGAGUCCGCUCUGGAGAGGUGAAAACAUCAGGAAUAAAACUCAUUUCAUAUUUUAUAUUUGAAAACCGGAGUCACCAGAGAUGAUGAAUUAUAUUUUCAUCUGCCUGCUAUGUGGAUUGUAUGGUGUUCUUGCAAAAGACAAAGAACAAAGGGGGAAGUACAGCGUCCCUAUUCUGGACGUGAAAGCCCAGCAGCUGGUCCUUGACAUCAACCAGACACUACUGCUCAACUGCAGGGGUCGCUGGGAGCUGACCUGGGCAAUCCCAUCAGGUGUGAACAGAGAUCAGGUGCGAAUAGAGGAGUCUCGCUGCGGCAGGACAAGCCAGCAGUACUGCAGUAAAGUGACGGUCAGCAGCACCCAGACACAGCAUACUGGCCUGUUCCACUGUAGAUACCGGCAACGAACCCGAAAACAGACCUCCAUCUAUGUCUAUGUCGCAGACAGCCAGCAGCCAUUUGUGGAACAUCCGGGAAUGAGCCCAGAUGUGUUGUACAUGAAGGAGAAGCAGCCGCUGGUCAUCCCCUGCCGGGUCACGCACCCCAACAUCACCACUACGCUGGUCAAGUUCCCCAGUCACAGCCUGAGUCCAGAUCAGAGGAACAUCAUUUGGAACAGCAAGCAGGGCUUCACCAUCCGAACCCCCACCUUCUAUUACAUUGGUCUCUUCUAUUGCCAGACAAUCACUGACGGUGUCACACACAAGUCACGUAUAUACUUUGUGCACAGACCAGUAAGUAAAAUCAUGGAGGUGUAUCUGAACAGCAGUGGACCUGUGCAGGCCCUGAAGGGGGAGAGACUGGUCUUGAACUGCACUGCCACUGGGGAGUUGAACACCAGAGUCAACAUCACCUGGGACUACCCUGGAAAGAAUAACAACACCAGCUCUACUUCAAAGAGGCUACUGAAACACAGAACGCACAUGUUGUUCUACAAUAUUCUGACCAUCCCAAAGCUUCAGCGUUCAGACCGAGGCCUCUACACUUGCCGUGUGACCAGCGGGGAAAACACAAAACAACAGAAAGUCACUGUCACUGUGUAUGACCGUCCGUUUAUUCGGCUCAAGCCCAGACAUGAGUCUGUGAUGGAGGUACAGGCAGGACAGAAAUCUUACAAAAUCUCUCCAAAACUACGAGCAUUCCCCGCUCCUGAAGUCAUCUGGUUGAAGGAUGGCAUGGUGGCAGCAGAGCAAUGCUCCAGAUACCACAUGGAUGGGAGCUCCCUGGUAAUCCGGGAUGUGGCAGAGGAGGAUGCUGGGAAGUAUACCGUCCUGGUACGAAUCCAAGAACAUGGACUCUACCAGAAUCUCACGCUCACACUUGUGGUCAAUGUGAGUCCUCAGAUAGGGGAGAAGGCAGUGUCGUUGCAGGACCCGGGCUCAGUGCCACGGGGGAGCAGACAAGCCCUUCACUGCACAUCUCACGGGAUCCCUCCUCCACACAUCCAGUGGCUCUGGCAUCCCUGCCCGUCCAAAGGCCUGUGUGUAUGUCCAGCGUCCUCCUCGCUAUGGAGCCCUGUGACUGAGAGAGUCCCCACCACGUCCACAAGCAACCACAUCCUGAGUAUUACGCACAGACAGGAAGUACUUCAAGGGAAGAAAAAGACAGUGGGAGUCCUGACUGUGGCAGAGGCCUUUGUGUCUGGUGUCUAUUGCUGCGUUGCCUCCAACUCUGCAGGCACAGACCAGCUGGACAUCCACUUCUACGUCACAGAUGUCCCAGGAGGCUUCAGUGUAAACCAGAGGGAGGAGCCUAGAGAGGGUGGAGACCUCCAUCUCACCUGUGUAGCCAAUAAGUACCUGUACACAGCGCUGUCAUGGCAACGAGUGAAUGACACAGGAGAAGCCCAGUCCCGUAGCCUGAGCAGUCAGCAGCUCACAUCAGGAGAGUUUUCUAAUUCUCUGGUCCUGUUGCUAAGCAACCUGACAGCCAGAGACUCUGGAGCCUACAGAUGCUCCGCCCGCCACCUGGUCACUGGACAGGAGACACACCGAGACACACAGGUGGAGGUCACAAUUUUGGAGGCUCCUCUGCUGCUUAAUAAUCUGACAGACUGUACUGUCAACGUCAGCAGCUCAGUGAUCCUUAGCUGUCCCUCUGAAGGGGUCCCACCCCCAACCAUCACAUGGUAUAAGGAUGAACGUGCUCUGUCGCAGGGAUCAGGUAUUGUGAUAUCACCAGAAGAUGGGACCCUCCAUAUUGAUCGAAUCGCAGUGGAGGACCAGGGCCUUUAUACGUGCCAGGCCACCAAUGACAGAGGAUCUGCAGAGAGCUCUGCCUAUAUAUGGGUCACCGGUGCCUCAGAAGCCUCAUUUCUGGAGAUUCCUGCACUUACCUGUACCUGUGUGGUGGCCACCCUCUUCUGGCUCUUGCUCACACUCUUCAUACGCAAACUGAAACAGCCUAGCAGGUCAAACUGCAAACCAGAGUACCUGUCGAUCAUUGUGGACAGAGGAGACGGGCCAAUAGAGGAACAGUGUGAGAGACUGCAAUACGAUCCAAACCAAUGGGAGUUCCCUCGGGAGCGGCUCAAAUUAGGGAAGCCUCUGGGCCGUGGAGCCUUUGGUAAGGUGAUGCAGGCAGCUGCGUUCGGUAUAGACAAUGCCACCAGCUGCAGGACUGUGGCUGUUAAGAUGCUCAAAGAGGGAGCUACAGCCAGUGAACACAAAGCACUGAUGACUGAACUGAAAAUCCUCAACCACAUCGGACAUCACCUGAAUGUAGUCAACCUGCUGGGAGCUUGCACCAAGCCGGGAGGACCGCUGAUGGUUAUUGUUGAGUACUGUCGCUAUGGAAAUCUGUCUACCUUCCUGAAGGGCAAGAGAGAGGUGUUUGUGCACAACACUCCGGCCGGAGAAAAGGAUGGAGGGCCAGGUUGUGGCAGCAGCAUGUCUGAGUUGGUUGAAAGUCACCAAAAAGAGAACGACCCAGAUCCCAAAUCUGCCUCUAGCUCUCCUUUAUUCCUGGAGGAUCUCAUCUCCUUCAGUUUCCAGGUGGCGCGAGGAAUGGAGUUUCUGGCAUCUCGGAAGUGUAUUCACAGAGACCUGGCAGCCAGGAACAUUUUGCUUUCUGACAAUAAAGUGGUCAAGAUCUGUGACUUUGGCCUGGCCAGAGACAUCUACAAAGACCCUGACUACGUCCGCAAGGGAGAUGCUCGUCUCCCUCUGAAGUGGAUGUCUCCAGAGUCCAUCUUUGACAAAGUGUUCACCACACAGAGUGAUGUCUGGUCCUUCGGCAUUCUGCUGUGGGAGAUCUUCUCUUUGGGAGCUUCCCCGUACCCUGGUCUGCACAUAGAUGAAGAGUUCUGCCACAGACUGAAGGGGGGAACAAGGAUGCGAGCACCUGAAUACAGUACACCUGAGAUUUACAGCACAAUGCUGUCAUGCUGGGAGGCCAGUCCCUCAGAUCGACCCACCUUCACUGACCUGGUGGAGACCCUGGGAGACCUGCUACAAGCGAGGGUCCAGCAGGAUGGAAAAGACUAUAUUCCUCUGGGCUCUUUCAUAACUGGAGACACUGGUCGCAGUGAGACCUUCAAAGAAAACCCGCUCGCAGUCACAAAUCUGAGUUACAUGAGGGGUAUGGCCACACUUCAGACGUUUGAGGAACUCUCCUGCGAGAAGCGAGACAGCCCUGAUGAUGAGCAAAGUGACAGUGGCAUGGUCCUACCAUCUGAGGAGCUGAGGCGUCUGACAUGGAACUACAACACCAAGAGCAGGAAACUCAGCAGGUGGCAAUUUUUAAUACCUGACCAGUGA